AUGGGCUACUUUGGUUCGAGCUCGAAUCACGCACUUUUCCGGUCAAUAACCGCAGAGAUUAUAAACUGUGGCUACAACCAUGCGCAGCAUUCCUUCGAGCCUUUCGGCCGAUGCCAGGGACCUAUCUCUAGGACCCAUGUCCCCGGUCAAAUCUCUACAGAUCUGACAUCCACUGAAACGGGAUACCCGGAGCGCCGUGUUGCCCUUGAGCUGAUCUCCCGUUUCUCGGACUCCGUGGGCGCAGUUCUUCCCUUCGCUACUGAAUCUGCGCUCGUCAUAGAGAUAUGCAAGAUAGGUGCAGACUCAGAUUUGGCCUCUGGAACUCAGGCAUUGCUCGAUAUUGUGUUUGCUCAUGCGUUGGUUUCGACGGACGAGAAUGCAGCAAAUGCGUUCUACCUCAGGGCUUUUCGUAUAGUCGAAACUCAGUCACAGCACUUACCUAGCCUAGAAUCCCGUAUCUUCCGCAGAAUUUUAAGCUCAGCACUUGGUAGACCGAGUUUAAUACCAUCCCAUCACGUUAAAACAGAUGUGUCAAGAUAUCUUGAUUCUGAUCGGAAGACCGAACAACCAAUCCCUAUGUCUCUCAAGGAAAGCUACUUCAGGCAUUUGACAUGUCUUCAUCAGAUCACUGGGCAGGCGAUAGACGAUAUCUAUGAUCACAACAUGGGAACGUUCGACCAGUUGAACUUUGAUGAUCUAGUAGCAAGGACAGUAGACCUCUCGAGAAAGUUGGAUCAAUGGCGCGUCAACUCAUCUCCGUUCGAAAUCCGCCAGCACGAUCUCAAAUCUUCAAUCCCAUUAGCAGGAACGUCGAGGGCAGAAGGGUUCGAAAACCUGCUUUCCAUCCACUACUACCGAACGGUGUUGUUAGCCAACGGACAGCUCCUUCUGCGGAUAUUGCAAGAGAAGACUUCGAUCCGUCUUGAAGACCUGGAUAUUUCCCAUCAGAUUGCGAUACCUCCCCUGCAACGUGAUUAUGCGGCAGCCAAGGAGCUUUCGUGGCUACUUUCAAGUAUUUCCACCUCUGAUUCUGGAUUUUUGGAAUCCAAUGCUACCUGGUGGGUUUGUAACUAUGGUGUGCUCACUCUCUGUCUUCACCUCAUGGGAGUAUGGAUACUUUCGCUCAGCAAUCCCGCAUAUUUCGGACUACUGAAAAUAAAUCCGUCGGAAGUGCAGACUCUGCUCAAAGAAGCAGUUGAUACAUUGAAAGUGAUUGGGGGAGAAAGCCUCAUGAGCCGCAAAGCCCACCAUUGCAUACGGCAGUAUAUUGAGUUCCUGGCCUCUGUCGAACAAAGGAUGGAAACAAACGGCCUUGCAGAGGUGGACCAAGCGGUGCUGUGGGCGGCGCAGACUAAUAUGGCUGUAGACAAUGAACCCAACCUGGGGGACUUUUUCCAUUCGCUGGACUCGGAGGAUGCUCUGCUGGGUGCAGAAUACAAGCAGUCACAAUCACAAUCAGGAGGUGGUGGUGGCUAUGGCGAACCCAAGUCUGAGGAACCAUCUUUGUUGAAAAAGAUGCUGGAGUCGGCAGCAACUACGUUUGCCUCCAUCGUGGUUCUCGCUCUCGGGUUCGCAGGCGCUGCUUACAUCUAUCACAGGAGCUACAAGUGGCUGGUUCUCCGAAAGAUGACACGGGCAUUCGAGCCUGGCGACCCAGUGUUGGAGAUGGCCGCCAUUGGCAAAGAUGUCCCACACAAGAAAGGGGGAGAAACAGACUACUGGGUAUUGCGUCCGGAGCAAGACCGUGUCAACAGGAUCGUCAGUGGGGAAGAAAAGGGGCACUAUUUUCUGCUCGUGGGGGAGAAGGGCACUGGAAAGAGCAGCAUGCUCAUUGAGGCAAUGCGACAGAUCGAUGGCGAUGCUGUUUCCAUGUUUGAGGCGCACCCGGAUACUGAGAUCUUCCGACAACGGCUGGGAAAGGCCCUGGAUUAUGAGUUCCAUGAGGAUUAUAUUGGAGGCUAUUUCAGUGAGCGGGGGCCUCGCGAGUCCACCGCGCUUCUUGACAUCGAACGGGCACUGAACAAGCUGGAAAAGGUGGCCAUGAAGAUGAGAUCCGAGCGUGGCAAACCGCUUAUUGUCAUUGUGAACCAGAUGCACUUGCUCCGAAAUGUUGAGGAAGGCCGUGACCUGAUUGAGCUUCUCCAGCAACGCGCCGAACAGUGGGCAGCGGCUGAUCUCGUUACCAUGAUUUUCAACUCCGAUGAUUACUGGGUUUACGAACGUUUGAAGCAGCUGGCAACUCGAAUGGAGGUUAUUCCGGUACAUGAUUUACCCAAGAAGCAGGCGGUAGAAGCCUUGAAGAACUACCGUCUACGUUACCGUGGAGAGAACCUUUCUGAGAGCAUGCUUGAACAGAUUUACUCAAAGGUUGGUGGAAGAGUCAGCUUUUUGAAUAGGGUUGCCAAAAGUGAGGAUAUGCUUGCCAAGUGUGAGUCUAUCAAGAAUACGGAGAAGAGGUGGUUCCUAAACCAAUGCUGGAUUCUCGGAUCCGAGAUGGAUGACGACGUGAUGGACCAGCAGAAGUGGGCAGCUGCUGCUAUGACCUUGGCCCUGGCCUUGGUAGAUAAGGAAAAGGAGAUGGACCAGACUUACAACCCAGAGGAGGGUCAUAUCCUGCCAUCCUACCCGUUCCAUAUGGCGCAGCAAAUCAUGACCCGAUGUGACUUUAUUCGCGAGCUGGAUAGCCUGAAUCUCCUGACAAUUACUCAUCAUGCCGAUGUCAGAGCUAGUAGCGUCCCCAUGCAGCAUGCGUUCCAAGAAAUCUGCUCCCAACCGGACUUCCGAGAGUUCUUGGAGGCAACGAUGACCAGGAUCGCCGACAUUGAGAGCUUGGGUCGAACCCGAGAACUGGUUGCCAAGGAUCUCGUUCUUGGUGGCCAAUAUGAGAUCGAACACAACCGCAAGUCGGUUACUGUCAAGUUGGUCCAAAAGGAGGAGGAGGACUAA
Molecule: messenger RNA, 2946 nt
Organism: Clonostachys solani
Lineage: Eukaryota; Fungi; Ascomycota; Sordariomycetes; Hypocreales; Bionectriaceae
Source: the annotation of a GenBank genome assembly